Molecule: messenger RNA, 4086 nt
Organism: Paramecium tetraurelia
Lineage: Eukaryota; Ciliophora; Oligohymenophorea; Peniculida; Parameciidae
Exons: 4
Source: RefSeq, a predicted model, not a curated record
AUGAUCCUAGUCAAUGCACUCAUGACAAAAUUACUGACAAAAUACUUAGAGUACGAUGAUAAAGCUUAUACAUUGCCAGAGAAGUUUACAAACAUUCUUUUUAUGGUUUCCUCUCUAUUGAAUAUGUCAUAUAUAUACUACGAGAAUCAUUCUUCUUGGUUGUACAUUUUAGCAUUAAUUGCAAGACCAUCCAUUAUAAUUUAAAUACCAGAUUUUUACAUUUUUGGGAUUUUGUUCGUGCUUUUGCAUUCUUUUUAUAUAUUUAAACCAAACCUUAUAGGAGGUAGUAUAGUAAGUUUAAUAAAUUCCUUGAUGAAAGUGGGAUUGAUGAAUUUUGUGUUUGAGUAAUUUAAUGAUAUUUAAGGAUAAAUCAUUGGUGGAAUUAUAUUGUUUUUUUACAUAUUUGAAAUUUUGUUCGUUUAGGGAACACUCAACAUAGAAACUAAAAACUUUUAAAGAACAGAAAUAACAUUAUUUUAUGUUCUCUAGACAAUUAUGAACAUUUUACUCAUGAUUCUCUAUAAAUUAUAAUAUCAUCUCAGAAUUAUUCAAAUUUUAGCAAUUAUGAAUUCAGCCAUAUCAGGGUUGGAUUUAAUAAUGCUUAAAAAUUAGAGAAACUCCUCACUUAGAUUAGUAAUGAUUUCAAUUUAGUUAAUAACAUUAUAUGUUGGAAUAAUUUAAUUUAUUCAUUAUGAGAAUUCCUUCUCAUUAAUAAUUAUACCUUUUGUAUUGAGAAUAGUGACAACAUUCAAGUUAUCUGACUAUAUCUUCUGCGACGAUCAAAUUAUUAAUGCAUCUAUAUUAUUAUAAUAAAGAAAGUUUUAUGAGUGUUUUUUAAUAUUAAAUAAGGUUAAGGAUGAUCAAUUUGUAAGGUAGUUGAAGCGAAAUUUACUAUUGAAGAAAUGUGUAAAUUAAAUAAACUCUGACUUUCAAAUAACUUCGUAAGCUCAACAGUCAUUCGGUUUGGCUUAAAAACUUAUUUAAAAUGAUAUUAAAAAUAUAAUAAUACUUAAUGAUAUUAAGAAAUUACUAUUACAAAAAAUACAAUUAUUGUAAAAUUGGAAAACCAAUAAAUUUUAGUAGCUUUACACAUAUAUUGAGUCAUUGCUUAAAUUAAAACAUUUAAUAGACAACUACUAUUUAAAGGAACCGAAUAAUAUAGUUUAAGCAUUAAUUUGUUUCUUUUAUGUAGAAAUAUUAAAUGAUUUCCUUGAAGCCAAUGAUAUAAUAAUCCAUGCUAAGAAAUCUACCGAGCUAUGUUAUACUGAAUAUGUACCUAAUAAGAAUAUGUUUUACGUUGUGACCAAAUAUGAAAAUCAAGAAUUAUAAAUGAGUAAAGUUUCUAGUAAUGCACCAUCCUAUGUUUGUAAUAGAUAAUUGGCAGACUUAAUUCCUAAUGGCAUAAAAGAAUGGCAUGAUAAAAUAGUUAACGAAUUCAUAAAAAUUGGGAAAUCUAAAUACAUUAGAUAACAAAAUGAAAACUACAUCAAUCAUGGUUAAUUUAUUGAUUCUGUUGACUUUGCGAUCGACAUCACUUAUUCUAAUGAGUUAAAUUUUAUAUCUCUUAUAACUCAGAUUCCUCAAGAGCAUUUAACCAUAAUAGUAAAUGAUAAAUACCUAAUUACUAACAUAACAAAUAAAGUGAGUUAAACUAGUAAAUAUUAAGACUUUUUUCAAAAAGGAAUGCAAAUUACUUAAAUAUUCCCUAAUUUACAAGAUAUUAAAAGCAGUUGUUUUUUAGAAAAUGUAUAAAUAAAUCAAUCUAAAUUAUAAUCUUCAUUAUUUGAUUUACAAGAAGAUAUCUCUUAUUUUUGUAGUUUGAAUAUCAAUUUAAAAAUGAUUGAAAAUAAAAUGAUAUAUAUGAUUAUUCAGUUGGAAAAUUUAUCUAAAACCUAAUAAAAUAUUUUGAGUUCUACCAAGAAAGAAAUCAAGACAUUUGAAUCAAAAUCUAGUUAAUGUUUUAGUGUAGCCGAUGAAGGGGAUCCUUUACUUCAAGCUAAUAUUAUAAGUGAAGAAAUAGUGGGCAGAACUUUGCUUAUACAAAGUAAAUUAUUUAAUCAGGAGAACAUCUAAAAUGAAAUUCAAUGCGAUAAUUUUCAAUUAUAACUUGUUUCUCCUUAAACUGAGCCUGAUAAUAACCCAUUAAUUGUUCAAGAUAAAAAGAAUAGUAAGAUACAAUCCAUCAAAUCAAUGCCAAUAGUAGGGAAUGAUAGAAUACAUAAAAAGAUUCUCGAUUUAAAAAAGGAUGAGUUAUUCGAUAGAGAAGAUAAAUCUUAGGUAUCUUCGAUUAAAAUGUUGAGAAACUCUAAAUUUUUUCGAAAAUAUGACCUCUACAACAAAUUUAAUAAGCAUACCCCAAUGAAAAGGUAUCAUUAAUUAGUAAUAUUCCUUUUUCUUUUAUGUUUGAUUGUACAAGGAUUCUUUGUCAUAAUUCAUUUGACGAGUUUGAAUUUGGUUGCAUUUGCAGAUGAUAUUCAUUUGUUGGAAAUCAAAAAUCUAUUUUUUCAGCCACUCGAUAUGUUCGUAGUGACUAGAUGGAAUUUAUGGACUUAUAAUGUUUAAAAGACUAAUGGGAUUAUAACUUAAGAAGAAUAUAACACAGUAUCAAAGUUUGCUACCUCCAAUUUAGGUUUGGGAUUUGAUUCUUUGAAUGGGAAUUUAAAAUCUGUCCUCAAUCGAUAAGAAUUGUAAAGCUUACUCUAAAGUAAAUAUAUAGAAUCUUAUGCUUACUUGGAUUCCUAUAAAUCUGAAAAGUAUAACAUGACUUUAAGAACUGCUAUUUCAGUUUUGUUAAGCUUUUAAUACAUCUUAAAGAUGAAUUAUGUAUAUGAAAAAUAAGCUAAACCAGAUAGUCCUUAAGUGUUUUAUAGUUUUAAGAAUUAUCCGACAUUGAGAGAUAUUAUGACUCAAUUAAAUUAGGAUAUCAUGACAGAAACCUUAAAUCGUGGUGAGAAUUUCUAAGACGAACUUAAAACUCUUUUUUUAUUGGAGUAGAUAUUUCUAAUUUUGAUCGUGAUGAUUAACUUUUUUGUUAGGACCUUAAUAAAUAAAAAACUAAUGCUAUUUUUAUAGUUGAGUCAAUAUUACGAUGAGGAUGCAAUUUAAAAGGAGAUCCAAAAAAGCAAAUUGCUAUUGGAUUAAUUAUUGGAUGACAAUUCAUACAUUUUUAAUUAUAAUCUAUAAUUGGAUGAAAAGGAAGAAAAGCUUAUAAACAAUAAAGUAGAUUAAGGAAAUAGAAUGUUUAAGUGUUAGAGAAAGAAAAAAAUACCAAUAUAGAGAUUCUUACUUGUAUCAGUAUUGUUAUAUGCAUUCGUUACUCUGAAUAGUAUAAUCAAUUUCAUUGAAUACUCGGAGUAUCUGGAUAAAUAUCCUAAGACAUCUCUUUUCAAAAAAUAGAUUGGUGAUUUAGGAGGGGAUAUACCUUUGAUGUUUGCACAAAGAGAAGUGCUCUAUGGCAGACAAAAUUAUAUAUAUUUAGAUGCAGCAUACUUUGAUAAAAUGUGGUUUUACAUAAAUGAAUCUUUGGCUAACACUUUGAAAUAUACCUCGUAGGAAUUUGAUUUCUCUAACAUGCUUGUGACUGAUUCAUUUACUGAAUUUUAUGACAGCGUUCAGAUUGGUGAUCUGUGCACUUUUUUGCCAGAUUAUCUAAAAGAAAAAUCUAAGGAUUUGUGUCCAACCAUCAUGAAUUAGAAUAUGAAAUAUGGAUUGAAAGCUAUAUUGGUUUAUAUUGAAAACUUGAUUUAAGUUGAUAUGGCUAUAAACAAUUUUACUUACAGGGCAGUUCCAACAUAAAAUGAAUUAGAAGGAGCAUUUAUGAUUUCGAAUAUAAUCAAUGUAAUAAAUUCCAAUUUCUAUAAUGAUCUAAUUUAGCUAACCACUGACUUAGUAAAUUAACAAAAAAUUUUUAACAUUUUCUAUUUAAUACUGCUCACCUUGAUUAUGAUAAUUGUAAUUACCUUCUUUAAGUAAAAACUAUUCGAGAACAGCCAAAUUAUUAUUCAUUUUGUUUACUUAGUUCCUUCUUAAACCUUAUUCAUAGAUGAUACAUUUGAAAGAACUAUGAGAACCCUAAUAAAUUUUUGA